UGUUUAAAAUAGAUUAUUUUUUUAAUCUCAAAAUGCAUUUUGAAUAGUUAUCACAACCCCUCGAAAUUUUUAAAACGAUUUUUUAUGAAAUUUAAAUAGUUUGGAAGGUAAACCAAACGCAGAGAGUUUGACUUAGGGUUUGAUUCGGUCGGAUGAAAAGCAGAGGUAAUUGAGCCGUGCAGACGUUUCUGCCACCUAGCGAGCGAAGAAAAAGAAAUAAACCAAAAAAGAAAUUAAACGAAAAGUCGCAGAAACAAAUGCCUCAACGUGAAUUAAGCUGAAUGGAUUCGGAGUCAGAGAUCUACUGCUGAACCCUAAUAAGCUUUUACCCGUUAUUCCAAUUCUAAUUUCCUUUCUAACGUGUUCUUCAUCAUCUUAGCUCCACAUCCAUCUCCAUUUGUUCUUGAACGAUCCCCUUUUGCGCCACACAAUAUGGCUUACGCAUCGCAAAUUAUCAACCAUUCUAAAAAGUUGAGAAGCACUCCAAAGUUAUUUCGACAAGCUAGCAUGGUUCGCUGGUUUUCAGAGGAUGCACAGUCCUCUAUAGACAAUGAAAUCUGGAAGAUCCAGGGUUCUGGUUACAAGGCUUCGGGAAAAGGGGGAAUCAAGAACCUUGCCAAUUUUAACAAUAGAUCGCAAUUUCUAAUAUGUCAAAGAGGUGUUUCAAUGAUGGCAACAAGUAUUGGGAAUCCUUUUUCUGGUUCACAAAUUAAUCCAGCAAGAGGUUUCUCCUCUGAUUCAGGUCUUCCCCCACAUCAAGAGGUUGGAAUGCCUUCGCUGUCCCCUACAAUGACUGAGGGCAAUAUUGCAAGGUGGUUGAAAAAAGAGGGUGAUAAAAUUUCUCCUGGGGAAGUGCUCUGUGAAGUUGAAACAGAUAAAGCAACAGUAGAAAUGGAAUGCAUGGAGGAAGGUUAUCUUGCCAAGAUAAUUUGUGGGGAUGGAGCAAAGGAAAUUAAAGUUGGUGAGGUAAUUGCCAUUACCGUUGAAGAUGAAGAGGAUAUAGCAAAGUUUAAGGAUUAUAAACCCACUUCGUCAAAUACUGGUGCUGCAUCUGCUCCUGAGUCCCCUGCCCCUAGCCCACCAAAGAAAGAAGUAGUUGAGGAGCCUGUUCGUUCACCUGAGCCAAGUACUGUUAAGCAGAGUCCUCCUUCUCCAGCUGGAGAGCGUAUCUUUGCUAGUCCUCUGGCAAGAAAAUUAGCAGAAGAAAACAAUGUGCCCAUCUCAAGUAUCAAAGGAACAGGUCCUGAUGGGAGCAUUGUGAAGGCUGAUAUAGAAGAUUACUUGGCAUCACGCGGGAAGGAAUCAACAGCUCACAAAGCCAAGGAUGCUGCAGGUGCACCAUUGGAUUACAGUGACUUGCCACAUACUCAAAUAAGAAAGGUUACAGCAUCACGAUUACUAUUCUCAAAGCAAACCAUUCCUCAUUAUUAUUUAACUGUAGAUACAUGCGUUGACAAGCUCAUGGAUUUGAGAAACCAGCUCAAUGCACUACAAGAAGCAUCUGGUGGAAAGAGGAUAUCUGUCAAUGACCUUGUUAUUAAGGCUGCUGCCUUGGCUCUUAGGAAAGUUCCUCAAUGCAACAGUUCAUGGACGGACAAUUAUAUUAGACAGUAUCACAAUGUGAACAUUAAUGUUGCAGUGCAGACUGACAACGGACUCUUCGUUCCGGUCAUCAAGGAUGCAGACAAAAAAGGUUUAUCUACUAUUUCAAACGAGGUCAAGAAACUAGCUCAGAAAGCAAGAGAUAACACCUUAAAACCAGAAGAUUAUGAGGGAGGCACUUUUACUGUGUCUAACUUGGGAGGUCCAUUUGGAAUCAAACAAUUUUGUGCCAUAAUCAACCCUCCACAGUCGGGCAUUCUUGCUGUUGGAUCUGCUGAGAAGAGGGUCAUACCAGGAUCAGGCGCUCAAGAAUUCAAGUUUGCUUCCUUCAUGUCUGUUACACUGAGCUGCGAUCACCGCGUUAUCGAUGGGGCAAUUGGUGCGGAUUGGCUCAAAGCAUUCAAGGGCUACAUCGAGAAUCCUGAAUCAAUGUUGCUGUAGAUUGAUUGAUUUCACCAUUUUCAUAACAGAAAAAAAGGUAUUUUGUCUCAUAAGCAAUCAUGUGGUGGGAAGAUAUGAAAUACGAACUCAGCUCUUCUUUUGGAAUUUCUAUUUUCGGCUUCAGUUGUAUCCUUACAGUCUCCUUCUUGGCAACCAAAGGAGAUGGAGUUUGCAUAUAGACUAAAGGGAAUAAGGUGAUCAUUGUUGAGGAAUUAGACUUCAAAACGAAUGUAGCUUGUAAUUUGUUUUCCUAUUUUUAACCAAGCCACAUACUUUUCCAUUGGUCCAUUUGCCAGAUCAAUAAAAGAUAGACGAAGAGAAAAUUUUGUCUC
Molecule: messenger RNA, 2375 nt
Organism: Cucumis melo (muskmelon)
Lineage: Eukaryota; Viridiplantae; Streptophyta; Magnoliopsida; Cucurbitales; Cucurbitaceae
Product: dihydrolipoyllysine-residue acetyltransferase component 3 of pyruvate dehydrogenase complex, mitochondrial
Exons: 19
Coding region: 433-2043 (536 amino acids)
Biological process (GO): pyruvate decarboxylation to acetyl-CoA
Cellular component (GO): pyruvate dehydrogenase complex
Molecular function (GO): dihydrolipoyllysine-residue acetyltransferase activity
Source: RefSeq, a predicted model, not a curated record